Carica papaya (papaya) is the source of this 726-nucleotide messenger RNA. NCBI's taxonomy places the organism in Eukaryota, Viridiplantae, Streptophyta, Magnoliopsida, Brassicales, Caricaceae. The record is from RefSeq and is a predicted model, not a curated record.
GAAACUUGUGAAAUGAAAUGGCUUGCCACCUUUUUCAACAUAUUUGCAAUGCUUGUCUUCAGGUUCUUGAACCUAAUUGGCACAUGGUACACAGUAGAAUUCAGAAUGCUAGGAGCAUAGACGAGGUGAUCCAACAUCAUGAAUUUUUCCUUAACAAGUGUCUGCGCGAGUGCUUGCUUCUUUUGCCUGAACUGCUCAAGAAGGUGGAGAAGCUGAAAUCAUUGUGUCUCCAUUAUGCUGCAGCAACACAGUGGUUGAUAACUUCUAUCAGCAUUACCAAACCAGAGGAAUCAUCUGAUUCUAAAGAAAGAUCUAAGAAAGAGAAAACAUCUCAAGUGUACAAACUAGUGACUAAAGACAGUGCAGUUACUGAUUCUAUCUUCAAUUUCGAGAAGGAGUUCAAUAUUGAGUUGCAGAGUCUUGGACCUAUAUUGAGCAAUAGUGCCCAGGCUGAACCGUAUUUGACUCAUCUUGCACAAUGUAUUCUUGGCGUUGCAAAUGACCAAUAAGAAGCAAAGUAAAAGAGUUGUCUGUUUCCAGACCAUGUCCUGCUGGUGUGACAUGUUCAGGCUUGAAAGAAGGGUUGAGCUUCCUUUAUGUUGUGAUGACACCAAAGACGUAUCGUGUAGAUAUGGUCAAAUUGCGUGGCUGAAGUGUAUAAAAAAAAGAAUAUCACUUUAUGCUGCGUGUAUAUUUUUUUCCAAGAUAAAUUAUGUUGGCAUGAAA